CAGUCUUCAGUCGCUUUUAGCAUGAAGGGACUCAUCCUGGCCCUGGUGCUCGCCCUUGUGGGGGGCCAGAAGCAGGACCUCGAGCCUGUUUUUCAUACCGGCAAGACCUACCUGUAUGGCUACGAGAGCUUCAUCCUGCACGGGCUGCCCAGCAGAGGCCUGGCAAUGGCGGGGGUGAGGCUGACCUGCAAGCUGGAGAUCAGCCAUGCGUCUCACAGCAACCACCUUCUCCAGAUUCGAUCACCAAAGCUGGAGGAAUACAAUGGCUUCUGGCCCACGGACACCUUCACUCCAUCUUCAAGGCUCACAGAGACCAUCACUGCAUGUUUCAGCCAAGCCUUUAAGUUUGAAUACACUGAGGGAAGGGUUGGAAGUAUUUUUGCCCCUGAGGACUGUCCCAUCCUAUGCACUAACCUAGUGAGAGGGAUUCUGAACAUGAUCCAGAUAACCAUCAAAAAGUCACAAAAUGUGUAUGAACUACAGGAGGCUGGAAUUGAAGGCAUCUGCCAAACCAGAUACGUUAUACAGGACGACGGCAAGAAUAACCGUGCCACCAUUUCCAAAAGCAAGGACUUGACGAACUGCCAGGAGAAAGCGGUGAAGAACAUGGGAAUGGCGUACAUCCGCCUCUGCCCCACCUGCCCCCUGAAAGCCAGAAACAUUAAGGGCACAGUGAUGUUCACUUACAAGAUGAAGUAUGAUGGCAGUGGGGCCUUGAUGACGUCUGCUACGUCCGAGCAGGUGUACCAGAUCUCACCCUUCAAUGAACCCAACGGGGCAGCAAUCAUGGAGGCAAGACAAGAACUGUCUUUGGUUGACAUUAAAAGGACUCGCAUCAGUGCACCAAAAACUCAGCUGCAAAACCAGGGGAGUCUUCGUUAUCAUUUCUCAGGAGAGCUAGUCCAGAUGCCAAUUCCUCUAAUAAGGAUUAAAAAUCCAGAUUUACAGUUAACAGAAACACUGCGGCAAUUAGUUCAGAAUAACGAGGAAGGAGCCACUAAAGAAGCCUCAGCCAAGUUCUUACAAAUGGUCCAGCUUUUUCGUAUAGUGACCCUUGAUCAAAUUGAGUCUUUGUGGGUGCAGUUUGCCAAUGACCUUCCCUACAGGCACUGGUUCCUGAGUGCCAUCUGUGCUGCUGGAGCUACUGACACAUUCAGAUUCCUGAAGCAAAAAAUUCAUGAUGAGAAGCUGAACAUCUGGGAAGCAGCUGCGACUCUCCCUCUCGCCUUCCAUUUCGUUACACCCAACAAGCAAACCCUAGAAGUCGCCUCAACUUUUCUGACCUGUCCCCAAAUCCAGAAAGCACCAAUGCAUCGAAUAAUUGUUUACCUGGGAUACGGUAGCAUGGUAAAUAAAUACUGUGCUCAGACUUCACUUUGUCCAAAUGAACUUCUUCAGCCUCUCCAUGACCUUGCUACUGAAGCCACCAGCAAAGGUGAUGCCAAAGACAUGGCCUUGGCCCUGAAAGCCAUUGGCAAUGCAGGGGAGCCGGCCAGUAUCAAACGCAUCCUGAAGUUUUUGCCAACAUUCUCCCUGGCUGCAGCUUCAUUACCAAACAGAAUUCAUGCGGAUGCCGUGUUGGCCUUGAGGAAAAUUGCCAGAAAAGACACUGCAAAAGUAAGGGAGAUCUCUCUCCAGGUCUUUAUGGAUAACACACUUGCUCCUAACGUCCGAAUGGUGGCUUGUGUCGUCCUCUUCGAAACUAAGCCUGCUCUUCCAACUGUAACAGCUAUGGCCAGCUCGCUGCUGACGGAGCCCAGCUUACAAGUAGCCAGUUUCACAUACUCACACAUGAAGGCUUUGGCAGUAGGCAGGAUCCCACAGCUCUAUCAUCUAUCUGCUGCUUGCAACAUUGCCAUUAAACUACUGAGCCCCAGACUUGACAGGCUGAGCUAUCGUUACAGCAAGGUCAUUCAUGUCGGCGAUUAUUCCUCUGAAUAUCAGGCUGGUGCCAUUUGGAGGGUCUAUCUAAUGAACAGUCCCAGCACCAUGUUUCCAUCCGAUAUAAUCACAAAAGUAAGAGGAUAUUAUGCAAAUACUGCAACGGAUAUUAUUGAGGUAGCUCUCCGGUCACAAAGCCUAACCAAGCUUAUCAGGAAGCAGAAUAUUCCCUUUGCGGAGUAUGAUACAUACAAGACACUGAAGGAGCUCGGGAAAACGCUUCUGGGAUGGAAAGAACUGCCUCCCGAAGACCCUCUGGUGUCCGCUUACGUCAAAGUAUGGGGCCAAGAGAUCGCCUUCGUUGACGUUGAUAAAGAUGCCAUUCAGCAGACCAUGAUGAGUCUAACUGGAUCAUCAAAUUGGCAGCCAGUGGUGAAAAAAGUGGUGGAAGAGGUCCAGCGAGGCAUUUCAGGCCGAUGGACCCUGCCGGCAAUGGUGGGCGAGCUGCGGCACAUUGUCCCCACGGUGGUUGGCAUGCCGCUGGAGCUCAGUCUGUGCGGCGCCACGCUGGCCCGGGCUGCAGCCGACGUGAAUAUACAGAUAUCACCACCAUUGUCUGACAAUUUUAGACCUUCACAGUUGUUGGAAACCAACAUGGAUAUACGUGCUGACAUCAAGCCAAAGGCAUAUUUUCAUAUGAUUGCAAUGAUGGGAAUUAAUACACAAUACUUUCAGAGUGGUCUUGAGUUUCAUGCAGAGUUCAGUGCCAACACUACAAUGAAAUUUGAUGCCAGGAUAAAUAUGAAAGAGAAAAAUUUGAAGAUUGAAACCCCUCCCUGCCGCCAGGAGGUUGAGCUCGCAGCUGUGAGGAGUGAAGUUUAUGCUAUUUCAAGGAACAUGGCAGAAGUAGAUUCCGAAAAGAAAUCCCAGCUUCUCCCCGAAGGAGAAGUACCAAGUAUCUCUGACCAGCCAUUACAGCCAUCAGAAAGGUCUUCAAGACCUGGCAGCUGGAAGCAAAGCAAUAUUCCUAGUGUGAUAUCCAAAGGAUACCAGCAAGGUUCAGAAGAGGCACAUAACCACAGUGUAGGAGGAAGAUUUUACGUACACAUCUUCUGCAGAAAAUUUGAGAGUUUGGGAUGUUCUGCUUGUCUCAACCUGAAGUCACGAAAUUCUGCUUUCUUAAGAAAUACCUAUGUGCACAAAUUAGUUGGACAACUUGAAGCCAGAAUAGUUUUGAAGCCAGUUCAUACAGAUGCUGAUAUUGACAAAAUACAGCUGGAGAUUCAGGCAGGAUCCAAAGCAGCUUCCAAAAUAACUGAUGUAGCAAGCUCAGGGCCUAAGGAAGAAGAUGAGACAUCUCUGUACGAGGACAUUCAAGCUAAACUGAAGAAGAUUCUAGGCAUCGAAAAUGUGUUCAAGGUCACAAAUAAAACACGGCACCGUAAGAAACGGAUUCACAGAAAAGACAAGAGUGCAGUUACAGACCUCUGGGCAGAGCCCAGGGCAACCCCCCUCUCCAGUUCAUCCUCUUCCUCCACUGCUUCCUCUGCUGAUGGUAAAGAGCGUGGAAAUGAACACAAGAAAGAUGAAAUAAGGCAAUCUGGGAAGAAGCAUGGCAGCAGCAGCAAGAGCAGCAGCAGCAGGAGCGGCAGUGGCAGGAGAAGCAGCAGCAGCAGUGUCAGCUCUGCUAGCAGUAAAAUCUGCAGCAGCAACAGAGAAGACCACCCUGGAGACAGGCACUGCAGCGGGGACAGUGAAUAUUCCAACCAACAGGCAAAUCUACCCGUCUACCAGUUUUGGUUCAAGCCAGCAGAUGAACAGGACCCAGGAAGGGAAGUCCUCAACAGCAGCAUCAGCUCCUCCUCUUCUUCAGCUAGUGAUGAAGGCAUCUCUAGAGCCACGUCUCAGCCUAAAUUCUUGGGAGACACCAAGCCACCAAUACUGGCUGCGGUCCUUCGUGCCAUCCACAGAAACAAGCAGCUGACAGGAUUACAGCUUGUACUGUACACUGAUACACAACCCACGAGAUCGAGGAUACAGAUGUUUGUUUCAAGCAUCACAGGAUCAAGUAGAUGGAAACUCUGUGCUGAUGCUUCAGUAAUAAAUUCCCAUAAAGUAUCGGGUUCUCUUAAAUGGGGUGAAGAUUGCCAGGACUACCAGAUUGCUGCUGAGAUUGCAACAGGGCAAUUUGCUGCUUAUCCAGCUAUGCAGAUGAAGCUGGAGUGGCCAAAAGUACCUUCAAUAGUCCGAACAACUGCAAGAUGGUUCUACUCAUUUCUUCCAGGAGCUGCAUAUGUGCUUGGGUAUUCCCAAAGGCAACAGCAUGGUCCCUCUCACCAGGCAACCUUGGUUAUGGCUCUGACAUCUCCAAGAACCUGCGAUGUGGUCCUCAAGCUACCUGAGCUCACAAUUUACGAUAGAGCCAUGAAGCUUCCCCUGCCAUUCCCUUCAAGUCCAGGUACACCGAUUUCAACAUUACCAUCCCCUGACCGGAAUGUCUUUUCCCAAGCAACACUUUCAAUCAUUGAAAACCUUAAAGCUCAUUGUUCAGUUUUCCAAAAUACGAUCACAACCUUCAAUGGAGUUGAAUUUAACUAUUCAAUGCCUGCAAAUUGCUACCAUGUCUUGGUGCAGGACUGUAGUCCAGAACUGAAAUUCCUGGUGAUGAUGAAAAGACUUGAAGAGUCUGCUGACCUUACAGCAAUAAAUGUCAGACUCGCCAGCCAUGAGGUUGACAUGUGUGUUUCCAAUGGACUCAUCCAGUUGAAGAUUAAUGGUGUUCAAGUCCCAACAGAUGUUCCAUACACAUCUAAUUCUGAUGCAAGCAUGCUGAUCAGCAGUGAAAAGGAAGGCCUGUCACUAAAAGCCCCAGAUUAUGGCAUAGAUAAACUAUAUUAUGAUGGGCAUAGACUUGAGAUUCAGGUUGCUUUCUGGAUGGCUGGAAAAACAUGUGGUAUUUGUGGAAAAUAUGACGCUGAGAAGGAAAGGGAAUAUCAAAUGCCCAGUGGAUAUUUAGCUAAAGAUGCAGUGAGUUUUGGUCAGUCCUGGAUCAUCUCAGAAGACCCCUGUGCUGGAGCUUGUAAGCUGCAGCGCAAAUUUGUCAAAAUUGAGAAGGCAGUUGCAUUUGAGAAGAAGGCAGCAAAGUGCUUCUCCAUGGAGCCAGUUCUACGCUGCGUAGAAGGCUGUUCAGCAACCAGGACUGUCCCCGUCUCCGUGGGCUUCCACUGUGUACCAGUUGACUCGUCUCUCAACCUGGAAGGACAGACUAGGCUAGACCAGAAAUCCGAGGAUGUCGUGAGCAUGGUUUCUGCCCAUACGGCGUGUUCCUGUCAACAACAGCCGUGCCGCGCGUGA
This is a messenger RNA of Gymnogyps californianus (California condor), 5235 nucleotides long. Its product is annotated as vitellogenin-2-like. The record is from RefSeq and is a predicted model, not a curated record. Gene Ontology annotation, molecular function: lipid carrier activity. Gene Ontology annotation, biological process: lipid transport. Lineage: Eukaryota; Metazoa; Chordata; Aves; Accipitriformes; Cathartidae. The transcript has 35 exons. The coding region runs from base 22 to 5235 and encodes 1737 amino acids.